This is a messenger RNA of Pelodiscus sinensis (Chinese soft-shelled turtle), 1494 nucleotides long. RefSeq names its product methionine adenosyltransferase 1A (gene MAT1A). Gene Ontology annotation, biological process: S-adenosylmethionine biosynthetic process. NCBI's taxonomy places the organism in Eukaryota, Metazoa, Chordata, Testudines, Trionychidae. The record is from RefSeq and is a predicted model, not a curated record. Gene Ontology annotation, molecular function: ATP binding; methionine adenosyltransferase activity.
UUUUCCAUAUAUAGGAGCAACUCACACAGUGACAGACAAACUAGGUAGAGGUAUAGAUCUCAGUCAGAUGCCUAAUCGGUGUUCACGUACACGUACACGUACACACACACACUUCACACGCUCAAGUUUUUUGGACAGUAGUAACUGAGUGAAGUGUCAGCCCUGCUAAUACAGACGUUUAGCCCUUCUAUUCAGCCAGGGAAAGGCACUAAGGACAGAGCUCUUGAACGACUGCAUUGAUUUACCCAUCAGGAAAAGUUUCAAAAUCAUGAAUGGACCGGUGGAUGGCUUAUGUGACCACACCCUAGAUGGUGAAGGUGGUUUCAUGUUCACAUCAGAGUCUGUGGGAGAAGGACAUCCAGAUAAGAUCUGUGAUCAGAUCAGCGAUGCUGUACUAGAUGCUCAUCUUCAACAAGAUCCAGAUGCCAAAGUUGCUUGUGAGACAGUGUGUAAGACAGGCAUGGUGCUGCUCUGUGGGGAGAUCACAUCCCUCGCCGUUGUCGAUUAUCAACGAGUAGUACGAGACACAAUUAAGCACAUCGGCUAUGAUGAUUCAGCCAAAGGCUUCGACUACAAGACUUGCAAUGUUCUGGUGGCACUUGAGCAACAGUCGCCGGAUAUUGCCCAAGGUGUUCAUCUGGACAGGAAUGAAGAGGAUGUUGGUGCUGGUGACCAGGGCUUGAUGUUUGGUUAUGCAACAGACGAGACAGAAGAAUGUAUGCCUCUCACUAUCAUCCUUGCUCACAAACUGAACACCAAGUUAGCUGAGCUGAGACACAACGGUGAUCUCCCUUGGCUAAGACCUGACUCUAAGACACAGGUCACUGUUCAGUACACCCAGAAAAAUGGAGCUGUCAUCCCGGUCCGUGUUCACACCAUUGUGAUAUCUGUGCAGCACGAUGAAACUAUCUCGCUGGAGCACAUGCGCAAAACCCUGAGAGACCGUGUCAUUAAAGCUGUAGUUCCUCCCAAAUACUUGGAUGAGAAAACAAUUUAUCACCUCCAGCCCAGUGGGCGCUUUGUCAUUGGAGGGCCACAGGGUGAUGCUGGCGUGACUGGUCGAAAGAUCAUUGUGGACACGUAUGGAGGAUGGGGAGCCCAUGGAGGUGGUGCCUUUUCAGGCAAAGAUUAUACAAAGGUGGACCGGUCGGCAGCAUACGCAGCCCGGUGGGUGGCCAAGUCUUUGGUGAAAGCCGGGCUGUGUCGUCGUGUGCUGGUGCAAGUAUCUUAUGCCAUUGGAGUGGCUCAGCCUCUCUCCAUUUCACUGUUCACUUAUGGAACCUCUCAGAAAACCGAGAAAGAGCUCCUGGACAUUGUGCACAAGAACUUUGACCUUCGACCCGGAGUCAUUGUCAGGGAUUUGGAUUUAAAGAAGCCCAUUUAUCAGAAGACUGCCUGCUAUGGUCACUUCGGAAGAAAUGAAUUUUCAUGGGAGGUGCCAAAGACACUUGUGUUUUAGUAAUAAUGAGUCCAUCCCCAAAGCAGAAAGCAAGA